Molecule: messenger RNA, 2416 nt
Organism: Aspergillus uvarum CBS 121591
Lineage: Eukaryota; Fungi; Ascomycota; Eurotiomycetes; Eurotiales; Aspergillaceae
Exons: 7
Coding region: 205-2070 (621 amino acids)
Source: RefSeq, a predicted model, not a curated record
GAACUCUUGAUAGACCCGUGUAAGUGAUAUUGUUCAGCCAGCUUCUCCCAGGUCGUUGUCACGCUAUCAGCUCGCAUCUAUUUAUAUGUUUUCAGGCGAUAUUGCUCCAUAAUCACACCACGUUAGCAGAUUACCAUUCUAACCGCCUUAUCCUGUCUUCUGAGAUCUCCAGGCCGUCAGCUUCCUAGUGCCUCUAGAUACACCAUGCUUGCCAAAAAUCACAUUGACGCAUCUGAUACAACAUCGGGACACGAUGUAGGGUCGUCCCUGGUUUCAAACCAAGAUGCGGGCGGCCACGAUGGCUCUCCGGAGUGCGAUUCUGAGUGUGGAUGCACGCCGCUUGAUUCAAGACCACCGUUCACAGGAUUAUCUCGAGAGGAACUCAAAGUACGUACUGCGAGUACACAGGUCAACAAAGGUGAGGCGAAAUCGGAUGAGGACGAGCCACCACAAUCAGUGAUACAUGCUCCUGCAGGUUUUGGUGACUUUGUGAAUGGACAAGUGCCAUCUGUCAGCACGCUUGCACCAUCGAGUGCAUUGAAGUCAUAUGCAUCACAUGAAAUAGCACAGUCAUCGUCGGGUCAUGAUCUUACGACGAUCCUAGUAAUUGGGCCUGAAAGCCCUGUAUCACAUUCUCCAUCGAGUACUUCAGCUGAGCAUGCGGAGGGACGGUCAGAACGGCCAACACCUCGGGCGCAAACAAGACAAGAGUUUGGAGAUCCGCGCCUGAAUUCAUGUACCAAUACUGUUGAUAGUAGGGCAGAUGCUGUUUCUGGAGAAGGAACACCCUGGCUCUCGAUAUCCCGUAAUGAGGAAAUUGACGCUCUCACAGCAGCCCUAGCGGAGUGCUGGGCUCUAUGCAAUUCAUUAGCCGUUCUCAGCACUUUACAUGGAGAAAGGCACGGAUGUUAUGUCAAUACUCAAGACGAGGCUUGGAAACUAUGCUGGCGGUUAUGUCAGGAACUCUAUGCCAGCCAGAACAACUACCACUCCUCAAAAGUCAACCCUACUCUUGAUAUUUGUCAUGACUUUUGUCAAUCUUUGUUCGAAGCGCGUGAAAAAGAAGACGAGGUCACAGAUUCGAUUCUCCGCGUCAGUUUCGAGCUCAAUAACCAUCUCUAUAAUACGCAUGAUCGAAACCUGCCGGAGGCUUUCCGGGAGAGGACUCUAGAAUUUUACAUCACACUGUGUCAUCGUCUGAUGAAGCAGAGGAGCCUAGUGUCUGAGGCAGAGUCCCCUUUGGGCGCGUGCUGGUCUUUUGCAGAGAUGCUUUUCACCAUGCGUCAGAAUAAAAGAGAAAACAAGAAACCAGACGAAGACUUGCUGGGAUCGGCGAUUCAUGCUUGUUGGGAACUUUGCGAUGUUUUCAGGGAAGGUUGGGCACAGCGAAGCCAUCGAAGUUCUGACCGUGGAACACCACGGCCAAGUCAAGCAACUUUCCAGCAGGCCAUUGAGCAAGUCAAGGGGUCUCAGUUCAUUGCUUGUGACGAACUUUUGGGACAAUCUAAACAUCCUGAGACCCCAACUACAGUUUUCGAUGAUACUGCAACCAUCUCACCAGAUGAGGCACCUCUUCAGAACAUUUUCGUCUUGGGCCAAGGCUCAAUUCAAGCAUCGCAAACUGCCUGGUCUUCAACUUCAUCAGCUGCUUCAGGACAAUCACAAUCAUCGGAGCAGACCUCAUCGACCAAAACAAUAACCACCUUAUCGGGAGGAUUGAAUCUGGCGGUUAUAAAGAUAUUGGUUACAAAGGCUGCAAUUAACAGCGGUUAUCAGCGUUCUGGGACACAAAGUUUCUCGUCGUUCGUCAAAUCACUGUCUUCCGACACAUUCGGCUCUACCCCUUGGCAAAUAUCACUGCUGAAGAACUAUAAAAAGCUGGUAGCAUUUGACCCAACUUUCAAAUGUGCUACUCCCCAGGCACGAGCAAGUGCCCUUGAUGUAGCGCAAGCCGUUCGGCUUGUCGCGCAGGGCGGACAAUACCCAUGGCUGCUAGAUCUUUACCGCUUGGUCUUCGGGUUCCAUACAGACGAGGCCAUCAACCGGAAGGAGAUCGUACUUCAAGUAUGAUUUGAUCGCUAUAUUAGCAUCUUUCCCACAGAUUAUUCGAUGCUGACCACUAGGGGCAUGGGUUGCACUCGUGAUUCUACUGGAGAUUACACCGACUGUAAGUUGGGCUCUUGUUCAUUCUCAUAUAGGUAAAACCCUCACGUCACACCGCAUGCUUAAUUCCUGCCUGAAUAGACGGAUGGAAUCAUAGCUUCGUCUAGAUUCAGAUUGCAUUACUUUUGGUGCAGGUAAUUAGAAGUAGUAGAGGUCGCUGGCUCAUUCGUCGCCGUGCAUAUCAUUCUGGUCCUGUAAACCAAGUUCUACAUUCGCAUACUUCGCAGAUCGAUAAAUAGUGAAGCUUGAUAAC